AUGGACUUGAAUCCCACGUACGAUCGCGAAAGUGGGGGGCAUCCCCGACAAUCACCUAGUGCCGAAUUCCCCCAGGCGGAUGGGUUUAGACAGGAGUAUCAGGGUAUUGUCGAUCAUCCCGCACCAAUAUACUAUCCGCAACACCUACCGAAUGGCCCGGGGUAUAACCUAUUUGCGAUGCCACAGACCCAUACUCCCUAUUCGAGCCAAUACCAGCCGAGUAGCAGCAAUCAAUUCUCGCCAAUGGCAUUUGGCACAUUCAAUGGCCAAUUCUGGAACCCGCAAAUUAUGAGCCGCAGCUCUUCAGCCACCCCCUCUUUCAUGCCUGUCGUUGACCAACGCUUUGCCAAUUCCAAGAUGGGAACCAUGUCCAGCCCGUUGGCCAUGACACCAUUCAACAACCUCUCUAGCUUUGGGAGCUCUCGACCUAUGAGUACAAUGUCCGGCGCUCCUGAACAAUUUUCCAAUGCAAAGCAUUCCCUCGCCAGAGAAAGAUCAGCAACACCACCUGUUGAAGUUCCUUCCCCGACUGCCGAGUACAUGCAGCAGGCAGCCAAAAAGCCACAAAGAUGUGCCUCGCAGCGCCCGUUGUUGGUUAUUCUUGAUCUGAAUGGCACCCUCAUCUACCGUAAGGUACGAAAGUUGCCUCCUAGGUUUGCCUCCCGAGCUGGUCUCGAGCAUUUCCUUGAUAUUUUGACCAAGAAAUAUUCUGUCAUGAUAUGGUCCAGCUCACAACCUGCGACGGUGAAUGCUGUUUGUCCGAUGCUAUUCACAAAAGAUCAACAUCAGGGCCUUGUGGCUCGAUGGGGCCGUGACAAGUUCGGUCUCACGAGAGCGCAAUACAAUUCUAAGCUCCAGGUCUACAAGCAAUUGCACAAGGUGUGGGAUUCUCCUGAAAUUCAGGCUGCGUACCCGGGUUCAAAGCAAAAGCCUACCAGUACGGGCAAAAAGAAGAAAAAGCUUAGGCGGGAACUACCUCUUGAUCAGCGAUGGGAUCAGACAAACACCAUCUUGAUCGAUGACAGCAAACUGAAAGCUCUCAGUGAGCCAUACAACAUUCUCGAGAUACCGGAGUUCACCAAUGACCCGAACGUCGAUGAGUCGAAUCUUUUCACGACAGUUCUUGCCAAGCUUGAUACGCUCUCCCGAUACGACGAUGUCAGUAAGGUCCUUCACGAAUGGAAUGAAACUGCCGAACAGAAAGGAAGCAGUGUCUUUAAUCUGGAAGAUUCGCCGGAAGAAGACUUGGAUGACGAUCCGGAGGGUGGCAUCAGCCUUCCCCAGCCUACCAAUGCUCCUCCCUCAGCUUCGACCACGCCGGCGAAAAAGAAGAAAAAUAAAAAGGCACGAAGUGAAAUACCAACAGACCCCGAAGCAAUUAAACUCGCGAGCGAGGAGCUUAAAGAGACACGCAAGGCCCGGAAAAGGGAAAAGAAAGCUGCCCAACAAGCCGCGAAAGCACUUUCUGAGCAAUCGAACCCAAAUCUCAAAGACACAGAGCAUACCUCUGGCGCACCCGUCAAUCCAGAUGGACCACCGAGUAAGAAAAACAAGAAACAGAAGAAAAAGGCUAAAUGGACAGAAGAGCGAGAGCCCCCUCGCCCAGGAUGCCAGCACAAUCGAUCCCUCAGCCCCGCGCUACAGCUUUCGACAUCGAGAUGCCGGGUUUUCAAUGGCUGA
Molecule: messenger RNA, 1680 nt
Organism: Penicillium argentinense
Lineage: Eukaryota; Fungi; Ascomycota; Eurotiomycetes; Eurotiales; Aspergillaceae
Product: NIF domain protein
Exons: 2
Coding region: 1-1680 (559 amino acids)
Molecular function (GO): phosphoprotein phosphatase activity
Source: RefSeq, a predicted model, not a curated record